AUGGACGCUCUACCGAAAGUGAACCUCGUUCAAGGUUGCCAACAUGUGGCGGGCGUCUUUAUUACUUUUGGGAUGUUUGUGAUUCUCUAUCUAGUUGUUGUGAACGUGGAGAUGUUCUCUAUCAAGGUCUCUCGCUUCCUGCAGAGGCGUCAGCGCCGCGACCAAGGCGAGCCAAAGGACAACUCCAGCGGCGAGGAGGCAACUGAUGCGACUGCCAUUGAAUUGGCUAGCGCCCAAGCCACCAUUGUGUUGCUCAAGGAAGAAAUUCAGUUGUUGCGUCAACAGAAGAACGCCAUUGCAUCGAAAGACGAGGAAAUUGCUAGUCUGAAGAAUCAGGUGCAACAACUGGAGGAAGAGAAGGGCCAGCUCAUGGCAGCAGCGGAAAGAAUUGAAAGUUUGCAGAAGCAACGAAGCAACCAUCAGGGAGAAGCGUCUGCCAUGAACGAGUUGCUGCGGGCCAAUGAACAGAUUGGCUCGUUGCAGACUCAACUGCAAGAAGUGACAAAAGCAAUGAGCGAAGAACUCACAUCCAUGAAACACAAGCAGGGGGAUCUGAUUGCUGUGGCUGGUAGAGUGGUGGAGGCAUCCGAGUUGUUGAUUUCUCCAUUCAUGGAUGCUAGCUCCGCCGAGGUCGACUUGUCGCUGCUGGAUGGGCGCAUUCGUUCGUUGCAGAGUGAGCUGGACAAUUGGAUCGACACGGUGAUUUGCACAAUGGAGUCGCCCUGA
Seminavis robusta is the source of this 726-nucleotide messenger RNA. Lineage: Eukaryota; Bacillariophyta; Bacillariophyceae; Naviculales; Naviculaceae. The record is from the annotation of a GenBank genome assembly.